UGUGGAUGGACAUAGAAUAGCAUGAUAUUUGUGCGCUGCAACUUAAAUCAUCGAUCAAUAUUUAUAUAAGCGAGACCUUCGAACAGACGUUUAAUAGUCAUUUGGCGGAUAUUGGUGUAUUUGGUUUGUAAGACGCGGAAUAUUUUUAAAGAGAUGGCAAGCGGCGAAGGCAGACGGCUUCAAAACGCAUGGAGGGCCCCCGUGGACGUCUUUGGCCCCGGGGAAAAGUCAAUAAAGUCCCAAAUCCAGUCUCAGACGAUGGACUACGAGUUUUCGGCCGACCUGUGGGAGCAAGCGUGUGCUGUCGUGGAUGAAGUUUUGGAUAUCAUUCUUUCUGAGCUAAAAACGCAGGCACAAAAAAUGUCUGAGAACUUGGAGAUCGACGUCAGAUUUAUUCGUCAAGCAAGUGCAAGACAAGGGUUAAAAAUUGUGGCUCCAGAUGAGUUUGAUGCAAUUGUACCUUUCAAACUGAAAGGAUUAGACCUAAAAGAGGUACGGUUAAAAGAUACCGAUGGAAAAGUUCUUCCAGGGCAAAUGCGUAUGAGCGUUCAGAAUCCAUCUGCAAAAUCUGUCUUGACUGAACGUUUUCCUCGAUUGUACACACUUGGAGUAUUUCAGAUGGACCAAGGAACAUGGUUAAUUAACACCAAACUGUUGCAAGAAAAGGUGUUUAAAUCUUUAAUGGAUAAAACAUUAUCCAUUACAGAAGAUAGUUUAAAGAGAAAGGGGUACAAUGUCACACGUGGGUCGAGGCCACCAACUAUGAACAUCAAAUUUUUUUCAAAUCUACCAUUUCCGAUUGAUGUCGACUUUGUUCCAGGACUUUACCUGGGAGAUGAGGCUGUUACGAUUCCCGAUUCGGUAACCACGCAUCCAGGAUCAAUUAGGAUGAACUUUCCGAGAUUCGGUCUUAUGAAGUGGAUUAGCAAAGAAAAUCCCCGCAUGCGUGAACAAGACAAGGAUGUUAUUUGGCGGAAUUGUUCGUCGUCAUAUGAAAGGUACAUGUUUGAUAUGUGCUUAAAUAACAGAGAACGACUGUACAUUGUCACUGCAUGUCGCAUCAUGAAAGCCGUCGUCAAGACCCUCAGAAAAAGACAAAACCAUGCCGCCAAUUUGCUGACGUCAUAUCACCUCAAAACGAUCGCCAUGUAUUGCAUACAGCUUUUGACAGUUCCAACGGUCACACCGCCUGGCUUUCAUCUUGGGGGUGUUCGCGAGGCACUUGGUUACUUUUUGAAGUUUUUGAAACUGGUUUUCGAUAAGGAGACUCUGCCAGAGUUUUUCCUUGGAAACGAGUACUUGGGAAAAAUAUUUCCAGACUCUUAUUUUGCAAAUGAACACAGAAAGUACAACCUAUUCGACAAAGAGAAUCCCAGACAAGUGGAGGCGGCUAAAUAUGGCUUUGGCGGUAUGGAGGCAAUAUUGGAGGGCUGUUAUACAUAUGCAAGUCUCAAUGAAUCAGUGAUCAGAUGUUUUGAAAACAGAGUGCUACGGAUGUGAUUCGUUUGACGAUUAUCAGUUACAAACAUUCAAGAUUCAAUUGAUAAAAUUUGUCUCUUUUUAAAAGUGCUUGUUUUAUUAUGACGUCAUCAUUUAUUUUACCUUACUUUACUUUUCCUUUACCUUGUUAAUUUAAUUACAAUGCUUGAUGUAAAUAUGAAUUCUAUUAAAAUCAAUUUUAAACGAAUAAAUUUACCUACGCGUUUUAUAAUUGAUUUAAAAACCAAAUAAAUUGUUUUUGUAGUUUUUACUUUGAAAUAAAACCCCGAUUUACUUAUUAUUGAAGGAAUUAUUAUCUUUAACUUCAGAAACCUUAGGGUCUUUAUUGACUUUUUUGUCCUUAAUUCAUGAAAACAAAGAACUUAGUCGGAUCCUUUAAUCACUGCAUACUAUGUUAAAGGGCGCUCAAUCUUGCAACAUGAGCUAUAUGGGUGUCUGUGUCAUUGAUAAAUAAGAAUAAAAUAGUGUUAUGACUUGUUAACGUUGUUUUAAAUGUACACAUAUAUUUUGUAGUUAACACUGUGUAAAAAGAAUAACACUAUUGUAAAAACUCAGUGUAUAGAUUGUUAAAUCAAACACAAUAUUAAUAAUUAGUUAGCUUUUGAAUUAUUAAUCCUGAAUGUUCAUUCAGUUCAUGCUUGUGUACAAUCCAUUUUAUUCGGAAUAAAACCAUAAAAACGC
Molecule: messenger RNA, 2181 nt
Organism: Magallana angulata
Lineage: Eukaryota; Metazoa; Mollusca; Bivalvia; Ostreida; Ostreidae
Exons: 2
Coding region: 154-1500 (448 amino acids)
Source: RefSeq, a predicted model, not a curated record